Colletotrichum navitas is the source of this 1807-nucleotide messenger RNA. Its product is annotated as hexose transporter. Bases 99 to 1664 code for a protein of 521 amino acids. NCBI's taxonomy places the organism in Eukaryota, Fungi, Ascomycota, Sordariomycetes, Glomerellales, Glomerellaceae. The record is from RefSeq and is a predicted model, not a curated record. Gene Ontology annotation, biological process: carbohydrate transport; transmembrane transport. Gene Ontology annotation, cellular component: membrane. The transcript is spliced from 4 exons. Gene Ontology annotation, molecular function: carbohydrate:proton symporter activity.
GCUUCUAGGAGGUCAAUUAUAUCCGAUACUUGACGACAUCUUAGUCACAUUGUAUUAGUCAAUGCCAGGUACACGAGUUCGGAUCUAGACCACCCACUAUGAAGGACGAGCAAAUUGUCGGCGCGGCCUUGGCCGAAGUGCUUCCGAAGACGGACAAGUACUGGUUCCAGCAGCCGCAUCUGCUGAGAUUGAACUUCUUGCUUUUGGUCCCACUGCUGUCCUCAUCAGUAUCAGGAUACGAUGGAUCGUUGAUGAACGGCCUCCAAUCACUGCAACAAUGGCGAGAGUACUUCGGCAAUCCUACUGGAGUAAAGCUUGGAGUCGUCAAUGCUGCGCAAUCCAUUGGAUCCGUACUGGCUCUGCCCAUUGUCGGGUAUCUGGCGGAUCGCUUCGGUCGAAAGCCGGUCCUCCUUUCGGGCAUCAUCCUCAUUAUCAUCGCUACGAUCGUCCAGUCCGCCUCAAUCAACUUGCCCAUGUUCAUCGUCUCGCGUUUGCUCGUAGGGUCCGGCGGCAUGUUCGUCGUACACCCUAGUCCAAUGCUCAUUGCCGAGUUGGCCUACCCGACGCAUCGCGGGAAGUAUACCUCGGCUUUUUGGACCAUGUAUUAUCUCGGCGCGAUUCUGUCCUCCUGGGCGACUUUCGGAUGCCAAGACUACCAGACCGAGUGGGCAUGGCGGAUCCCCUCCAUCCUUCAAGCCGGAUUCCCGCUGGUUCAGCUUUGCUUCUAUGCCUGGGUCCCCGAAUCUCCCAGAUGGCUGGUUGCAAGCGAAAGAACGACAGAAGCCGCCGCGAUCCUCGCCAGGUAUCACUCAGGCGUGCAAGACCCAGCGGAAGGCCACACGCCCCUUGUCCGCCGCGAAGUUGCGGAAAUUGUACAGACGAUUCAACAAGAAAAGAAUGCAGAGACAACCGGAUGGAUGGCUCUUGUGGCCACUCCCGGAAAUCGGAAGAGAACGCUGAUCGCUGUUUGCGUCGGAGCCUUCGCCCAAUGGAACGGGAUCGGCGUGGUGUCGUAUUAUCUGACUCUCGUCCUCAGCACCGUCGGCAUCACGGACACCUUUACCCAGACACUGAUCAACGGCUUGCUGCAAAUCUUCAACUUUGGUGCAGCCCUCGGCGCUGCGUUCCUCGUCGACCGCCUUGGCCGCCGGACCCUGUUUCUGUGGUCCGGGGCGGGUAUGUUGGCCAGCUACAUCGUCUGGACGGCCUGUUCAGCCGUGAACACGGAGACCGGAUCUAAGCCUGCCGGUAUCGUAGUCGUGGUUUGUCUAUUCACCUUUUACUUCCACUACGACAUCGCAUACACCCCGCUCCUCUUGGGGUAUCCGACCGAGAUAUUCCCGUACUCUCUGCGUUCCAAGGGCAUCGCGCUCGAGCUGUUUGCGAUCCACGGGUCGUUGAUUAUCGCCGCGUUUGUCAACCCGAUCGGGCUCGAGAAUAUCGGAUGGAGGUACUACAUCGUUUUCUGUUGUCUACUGGUGGCCUUCUUCGCUGUUACGUGGCAUCUGUUUCCCGAGACGAAGGGGCACAGUUUGGAGGAGAUCGCCGUGAUCUUUGACGGACCCCAGGCCGUUGAAGACUUCGAAGGCAGCUCUGACUCGAAGGAGGAGAAGAUCCUAGCCAAGGGCGGGAUUCAUGAUGUUGUACACAGGGAACGGGCGUAGAAGGCCGAUUUACUGGUAAUUAUACUACAUUCAGAAUGUCGAGAAGCUGCAUCGUGGGCGGCAAUGCUCGAGACUUUGAAUGAUUGUUCCGGGUGCAGGUUUUGCAAAGUUGAUGCAAAUGCUACCCGGUAUGCACUGGUACC